AUGGCUGAUAACAUGACUGAUGGAGGUGCUGCAGACAUAUAUGUCGAGGAAGUCUAUGGUAUGCAGUGUGUUGAGCAGAGUCCUGAGAAAAAGGAUAAGGAUUGGAGGAGUUUUAUGCAGUUCUAUAGAUCCCCACCUAAGAUUUCACAAGACUACAAUGAGGCUGAAUGCUAUAUGAGUGGUAGAAGCGAAUAUGAGCAGAGCUAUGUUGAUGGUUCUGCUGAUGAUGAGGUAGAUGAUGCUGAUGGCAAUGCUCAUGAAGACAGCAGUGACAAUGACACAUCAGAUGAAGAGUACAAGCAGCCACCAGAAGAUGACAGUUCUGCUGAUGAUGAAGAAGGCCAACAGUUCAAGAAAUUUGCAAAAGAGAUUAAGCGCAAUAUAAAGGCUAAGAAGCUUGGAGUCCAUGGGAGCCAGCUUGGAGAAAUCAGGCUUGAAGAUGUUGUGGCCGAAGUGCCAAACUUAGAUGAUCCUGGUAGCCCAUGCUACGACUCUAGUGAUGCCUAUUCCUAUGAAGAAGACAGUGAUGGAGAGACACAAAGGUGGAAGAGCAUAGAGAACCGAUAUGACAGUAAGGCUGCAGUUCCUAUCUUCACACUUGGAAUGGCCUUUAGGAGCAGUAGGCAAUUCAAGAAGGCAGUGGUGAAAUAUGGCAUAGCAACUCACAAGCACAUCAAGUUUGUAAAGGAUGAGAAGAAAAAGGUGAGGGCUAUGUGUACUUGGAAAGGUUGCAAGUGGCUGAUAUAUGGUUCCAUCACCAGCAGGUCUGAGUGGUUCAAAGUUGUUACCUUUGUUGAUGAACAUACUUGCCCACCAAGGAGAGACAACAAGUUGGUCACAUCAAACGUGAUUGCAAAACAUUAUUACAGUGAAAUCAAAGAUAAUCCCACCUGGAAGGUUGGCCUUAUCAAGAAAGCAGUGCUUAAAGACCUGCUUGCAGAUGUGUCCAUUGCCAAGUGCAAGAGAGCAAAAUCAUUAGUUCUAAAGGCUGCUCUAGAUUCCAUGAAGGGUGAGUACACUAGGGUUUAUGACUAUCAGGCCGAGCUUCUUAGGAGCAAUCCUGGCUCAACAGUUGUGGUCUGUUUAGACCCUGAAAUUGAGGACAGGCAUGUCUUUGAAAGGUUCUAUAUUUGCUUUGAUGCUCUGAAAAAAGGAUUCAAAGCUGGAUGUAGAAGGGUAAUAGGAUUGGAUGGGUGUUGGUUCAAAGGUGCCAACAAUGGGCAGUUGCUCUGUGCAAUAGGUAGAGAUGGUAAUAAUCAAAUGUACCCUGUUGCUUGGGCUGCUGUGGCAACUGAAACAUAUGAAUCCUGGUACUGGUUUCUAGGGCUGCUACAGAAAGAUCUCGACAUCUGCAAUGGAGGGGAAGAUUGGGUGGUAAUAUCUGACCAACAAAAGGGCUUGCUAAAGGCAGUGAGUGAACUGGUUCCUAAUGCUGAACACAGGAUGUGUGCAAGGCAUAUAUAUGCAAAUUGGAGGAAGAUACAUACAGAUAAGGAGUUGCAAAAGAAAUGGUGGGGUUGUGCUAAGGCACCUAAUAGAAUACUUUUCAAUUACAAUAGGGCCCGCCUAGCUCAAGAUACACCACAAGGAGCUCAGGAUAUGAUGAAGACUAGCCCUGAGCACUGGAGCAGAGCAUUCUUCAGGUUGGGAUCCAAUUGUGACUCCGUGGACAAUAAUCUGUGUGAGAGCUUCAACAACUGCAUCAUGGAUGCAAGAUUCUUUCCUGUUAUUUCCAUGAAUGAAGCAAUUAGGAAGAAGUUAAUGGUGAGGAUUCAAGAGAACAGAGCAAGGGCAGAGAAGUGGACAGGGACAAUUUGCCCUAACAUUUUCAAGAAGCUGAAGGUCAACAUCAUAAGGUCAGGCAAAUGUGAUGUGCUGUGGAAUGGAGAUGAUGGCUUUGAGGUGCAGAUGAAAGAGAGUCAUAGGUUCAUUGUCAGCUUGGAGCAAAGGACUUGCUCAUGUAGGUACUGGCAGCUUUCAGGACUGCCCUGCUGCCAUGCCAUCAGCUGCAUCUACAAAGCUUCCAAAGUGCUGGAUGAAUUUAUAGCUCCAUGUUUUUCUGUGUCAGAGUACAAUAAAACCUAUGCUCAUGUCCUCCAGCCAGUUGAGGGCCCAGCCAAUUGGCCAAUUUCUGAUAUGCCAAGGCCAGAACCUCCAGGUUUUGUCAAGAUGCCAGGUAGGCCCAAAACUGAGAGAAGGAGGGAGCCUGGUGAGGCACCAAAGGGGACAAAGCUUAGCAGGGUUGGCACAAAGAUGACUUGCAGGCUGUGUGGAAAAUCAACUCACAAUGCAAGAAGGUGUCCAAAGAACCCAGAAGCAGGCAAAAAAAAGAAUGCACAUAUAAAGAGGGAUGCAAAGAAGACGAAGAAAGAUGGGCAGCCAUCAACUUCGGCAAAUCGACAAUCUACAUCCAGGGGUAAAAAGAGGAAACUUAGUGAGGACCUGGCUCAAGGCCCUGCUCAAGUUCCUGUCCAUGCUCCCGCACAAGGUACCUGGGGCAGCCAGACAAGUUCCAUUACCCAGCCAGCAAGCCAAGGAGGGACAUCUCUAAGGCGUUCAAGAAUUGCCCAUCUGUUGUUUGGGGACAACAUCUAGUAAUAGGCAGUAGGGAAGACAAUAGUAAUAGAUCAGCUAGUUCAGUUAGUCUUUUGGAUGAACAAUGUAUUAUAUUCAGUGUCCAUGUAGGACCUGGCACUAGAAGUGCAUGAUGCACUUGUGCAGCCUUUUGGAUGAACAUGUCUUUUGCUUGGUCUUUUGUGAAAACUUCAUGUAACACCUGACUUCACCAGUCCUUGAAGGGUAGCACAA
Panicum virgatum (switchgrass) is the source of this 2808-nucleotide messenger RNA. RefSeq lists its product as uncharacterized. The record is from RefSeq and is a predicted model, not a curated record. Gene Ontology annotation, molecular function: zinc ion binding. Bases 1 to 2595 code for a protein of 864 amino acids. Lineage: Eukaryota; Viridiplantae; Streptophyta; Magnoliopsida; Poales; Poaceae. The transcript has 3 exons.